Molecule: messenger RNA, 3310 nt
Organism: Lepidothrix coronata (blue-crowned manakin)
Lineage: Eukaryota; Metazoa; Chordata; Aves; Passeriformes; Pipridae
Gene: TUB
Product: tubby bipartite transcription factor
Exons: 13
Coding region: 80-1606 (508 amino acids)
Biological process (GO): protein localization to cilium
Cellular component (GO): cilium
Source: RefSeq, a predicted model, not a curated record
AAGGUGUUUGAAUUCCAAGCCCAGCAGCCGGUGCCUGCGGGAGACGAGCAAUGCUGGAAGUGCUGUAGCUGAGCCGGAGAUGGAUAGUGUCAGCAGCAACAGGAACAUGUCUUACAGUAGAUGGAGUUACAACAGUGUUCUGGAUGAUGAGGGGAGCAGCCUGCGUCAGCAGAAGCUUGACAGGCAGCGGGCACUGCUAGAGCAGAAGCAGAAAAAAAAGCGCCAGGAGCCACUAAUGGUCCAGUCCAAUGUGGACAGUCGGACGAGGACGCGCAGGACGAAACACUCGGAGGAACAGGCGCCGUUGGUUGAGUCGUAUCUUAACAGCAACAGCAGCACAAUAUAUCAGGGUAUAAAAAUGUCAUCUAUAGCAUCUGUUAAAUUAGGCUCAUUGGACGCCCAAGCUCCGAAACCAACUAAAAAAACCAAGGGAGCAGCUGCAAGCUGUCAGACUAGCAGCACCAGAAAGGAGAAAAAAGGGAAACACAAAGGGAUUGAUGGCCCAGCUGCUUUUCAAGAUGAUGUUCAGAAGAUAGGAAGUCAAGUGCAGAUUCUCACUGUUGGACAGUCCAGCCACGAUGAAGAUGAUGGAGAGAAAGUGGCUAGUGGUCAACAACAGCAAAGCAAACAAGAUCUUAGAACAGCAAUGCAGAAAAAAGGCAUUUCAAGUAGCAUGAAUUUUGAUGAGGAAGAAGAUGAGGAAGAUGAAGACAGCUCCAGUUCUUCACAGUUAAACAGUAACACCCGGCCUGGUUCUGCCACGAGCAAGAAAUCCAACAAGGAAGCAGCCUCAGCCCCCAGUCCUUCCACAAAUGAGCCUCUCAUAGACGUUGAUGACCUGGAGGAAUUUGCCAUAAGACCUGCUCCACAGGGUGUCACUGUCAAGUGCAGAAUCACAAGAGACAAGAAGGGAAUGGAUCGAGGGAUGUACCCUACUUAUUACCUCCACUUGGAAAGGGAGCAUGGUAAAAAGGUCUUUCUGUUAGCUGGACGGAAACGAAAGAAGAGUAAAACCUCUAAUUACCUCAUCUCUAUAGACCCAACUGACCUGUCUCGGGGUGGAGAGAGUUUUAUUGGAAAACUGAGAUCAAAUCUUAUGGGAACUAAGUUUACAGUUUAUGACAAUGGAGUAAAUCCAAUGAAAACAACAUCAAGCCUGGAGGCGAGUACCCUGCGUCAGGAGCUAGCUGCUAUUUGUUAUGAAACAAAUGUCUUGGGGUUUAAAGGACCUCGUAAAAUGAGUGUGAUCAUACCAGGAAUGAAUAUGGACCACGAAAGAGUUUCCAUCAGGCCACGAAAUGAACAUGAGACGCUUCUUGCAAGAUGGCAGAACAAAAACACAGAGAGUGUCAUUGAGCUGCAUAACAAAACGCCAGUCUGGAAUGAUGACACCCAGUCCUAUGUUUUAAAUUUCCAUGGUCGAGUCACACUGGCCUCGGUGAAAAACUUCCAAAUUAUUCAUGACAAUGAUCCUGACUAUAUAGUGAUGCAGUUUGGCCGCGUGGCUGAGGAUGUGUUCACCAUGGACUACAACUACCCAAUGUGUGCACUUCAAGCCUUUGCAAUUGCCCUUUCCAGUUUUGACAGCAAGCUGGCUUGUGAGUAAAGGGGCGUGGGUGAGCAUCCUCUCAAAGGAAGCAGUUUGCCAUAUGAUUCCCAAUUCCUGCUGGUGUCACUUGUGGUCCAUAAUAAAAAGGUCAGGGAAAAUGCAGUUGUGGAGGACUACUCUAUUGCUGAAGAGAAAGUAAAAGGAAUCUUUUAAAAAUUCAGGACAUUCAGGAAAUUAUAUUUUCCUUUUUUUUUUUUUUUUCCCUGUCAUAUUUUUCUGGAAGUGACAUCAAGGUUUUGUAAAUAGAAGUUCUAUCUCAUGUCCCUGGUUAUGUUAUGGAUAUGUGCCAUGAUGUACUGUACCGUGGCUCUAGUAACACCAUCACAGUGGUGUCUUUUUUAAAUCCAGAAAGGGCGUGAACGCUCGAAAAGUUCCUUUUUACAUGUAAGAAUUAUUCUGAGGCUGCAAUCCAUACCUCAAGGUUGCAUUCCUACAUCGACUAAUCAGAGCUUCACAUCAUCCAGCGUUAAAGAAAGAUCAGAAAAAAAGAUGCACUUUUUUUUGAUUGUGCAAGGAUCUCGUGUAGUAUAAAGCCAAGUCUGAAGGUUGAAAACCUAUACUGGACUGAACUUGAUGCAUUGCUAUUGUACAUGUAGUAGGGCAUGAUGAAUUUUAAUUGCAGUAGGAGGAAAUGGAGAAGUAGAAAGCACAAAACAAUGUUGCACAAGUCACUUGAAUUCUAAGCUGUUGUUAUGUUUUAACAUCUACAUGCUUUUUAAUUUGUUUCAAAUGAAAAUGUAUUUGAAGUACAGAAAAGGGAAAGGGAAACAUCUAGAUGCUAAGAAAGCAUAACUUAUGUUGAAUUUGGCAUUUCGUGUGCUGGGAAUUUAUAUCCUUGUAUUUCUCUGGUAAUUCAAACACAUAUUUUGUAUGAAGUGAUAUAAACAGUUGGAUAAAGGCUCUCUGCAACAAAUCUUAUUAUUUUGAACAGGCUGUGUAAAGCUGAGGAAGGUAAAUGGAAAUAUUUUAUUAAAUUUGUCUGGCCUUUUGAGCUUUUACAAUUUGUUGAUUGCAUUUUUGAACUUUCAGCGACAACCACUUUUCAUAUUUAUUUCCCAUUGUAAGAAUACUUGAAAUCGAUUGAAACUGUGUAUGUUGUUCUCUGAUGUAAAUGUGCCAGCUACUGAGCUAAAUCCUUCUAGGCAAAUCUAGUGUAUACUGCAUACAAAUGAGACACUGGCAGGACACAGAAUACCUUAAAAUAGUGUGGAAUUUUUGGUUCCUUUUUUCUGAUUUAUCUGGAAUAUAUAAAAAAAUACCGUUUCAAAACACAAGCAAAGAAAAAAACAUUCUAUUUUCUUCUCUCCUGAACAUCUCAAAAGCCCAGAGCUGCAACUGAAAGCACGCUGUAAAACACCUUUAAAAAUAAGUCUUUCUGCCAUUGUUCUGUACAAUGUUAUCCAUAAUAGUACACAAAGUAAUAGAAUUUAUAUGUAGUUCAUCAGAAGGGUAUUGAAAUGUGAGUCGAGUGAAGAAGUUGUAGCGUUUUAUACCGUGUGGAUUCAGGUCCUCCUUUUUACUCUUUAUAGACUCUUGCAUUGCACAACCAAAGAUUAUGUAAUGCAAAAAUGAGAUCAAAUCACUGUCUCAUAAUUGCCAGUCCUUUUUGACUAUAAGGGACAGUCCACAAAGCUCUCCUUAAGAUUGUGCCAUUUAGACUGUAUAAUUUCAACUAAUAAAAAAAAUAUACUCUCUUCUUCA